AUGCCCAAGUGCCAUGUCUGCCAUGACGCCAUGCGGGAGUCUUCGAAGAACCGCAGGGGGAAUGUCUCCAUCCUACUGCGCUUUUGGCACAAGGACGGGCGACCCCGGCACAUCAUGGUGGACGCGGGGAAGACGAUGCGGGAGAAUUGCAUGCGGUUCUUACCUCAGCACGGCGUUCGCUCCUUGGACUCCCUGCUCCUUACGCACAGUCAUGCCGAUGCCAUCCAUGGACUGGAUGACAUCCGCGACUUCCAAGAGCAGAGCGGGGUCAUUCUCAAACACUUCCCCCCUCUCCCCGUCUAUCUCAACGAGGCAACUUUCGACGAGAUCGCUCAUGCCGACUUGAAGCUAUCUGGUGCCUGGUUCGUCUCAAGGAUCAGGUGGAACAUCAUCUCAGACGAAGAGUUCGAGGUGGAAGGAUGUGAAGGCCUGAAGGUCCGCCCGCUCCCUGUCCUACAUGGAGGCAGCUUGAUCAGCCUGGGGUUUGAGUUCAAGUCGGACAAGUAUGGCAGCAAGGGGAGGAGGCGGAGCACUCUUGACAGCAACGACCAGGCAAAGAUUCGUUUACAUCUCGGACGUCAGCCACAUCCCCUCCAAAGUUCUCCGCUCUCUCAAGAACUCUCCGCACCCGCAGGCGAGCCAUCCUGCCUGUUCGCAGAGAUCCGGCCUGAUUUGAGCGGGCAGGUCCUGGUGCUCGACGCUCUUGACGAGAAGAAGCAUUUCUCGCACUUCAACCUGCAGGAGGCGGUGGAUGCAGCAGCUGAGAUCUCUCCUCGCAAGCUCCUCCUGGUCGGCAUGACUUGCUCCAUGGGCGACCACGAGGAGACGAAUCGCAAGCUCAUCGCCCUCCGUCCGGCAAGAAGGUGCUCCUGCGACCAGUGUGCGGGCCUCCCGCUCUCGGUUGAGCUGGCGCAUGACGGCCAGUUCCUGGACUCGAGGGAGUGGGGGCGAUAA
Messenger RNA from Guillardia theta CCMP2712, 954 nucleotides. RefSeq lists its product as hypothetical. Bases 1 to 954 code for a protein of 317 amino acids. The record is from RefSeq and is a predicted model, not a curated record. The transcript has 6 exons. NCBI's taxonomy places the organism in Eukaryota, Cryptophyceae, Pyrenomonadales, Geminigeraceae.